CUGGACGGAUCAAAUAACAACGAGAAUACGUGUUACGGUGCAAUGUCACUUGGAUUGCAUUUAUCAGGAUGGCCAGAGAACAGCGAAAGUCGACAAAGAAUGUUGGAAAGUGCUUCGAGCACUAAUUUCACUCAACAUUUCGUCUCAAGAGAGGUGUGUUAAAUUAUUCAGGGAAGAUAGACUUAAUUGAGGUUAGACAACUCCGAGCGAAACUAGGCUUUUCUUGAAAAUCACGGUGUGCUAAAACCUGAAUUUCUGUGAAAAGCAGACAUAUCUCCCCUGGAGAAUUUUUUCUUUAAUCUGAGGUCUGCGAAUUUCUGACCGAAAAUAAGUUAUAGGAACUUUGUCAAUUUGAAAAUUUAAGAACCAAGAGAAUAUCAAUAAUACAUUUCAUGAUUUUCUAGGCCCUUGCCCCAGAAUAAAAAAUUCGAAUCCACAAUUGUACUUUGUCUAAACAUCUUACUGUAGUCCAAAGAACCCGGAAAACAAAAGAGCGAAAAAACAGAGAAUAGGAAAUUCUAUUAAGUUGGGGUUCUUCGUCUUCGCCAUUUUUUUGCUAAUGGAAUGGAAAUGAGGUUGUUGACUGGCUGCAAUGAUCUUUUUUGCUCAAACAAAAUGAAAAAAACCAUGUUUCAGGUUUCGAAUAAGGAACGAAUGCUUUCAUUGUUGCGACGACUCAAAAAUGGUCUUGUCCUCUUCCUGACUCCUCUUUUAUUUUUCCCAAUGGUCACUUCGCCAAGUCCGGUAAGUCCGAAUUCCUGGACCCGCGGAAGAGAACCAAAGUGGCCUAGAAAUCCAAACAUUUCUUAUUUCAACCGAAAUCCUACUGUAUUUGGUUUUUUCAUCCACAGCUCUUCGAAAAUUUCCGUAACGACCAUAAUAAAAAAAUAUUUCUCAUUUUGAAAAAUGGUGAAUAAUUUCCAUCUCCAUCCCGAACACCGUCUUCGUCUUUUUGGUCUCAAAAUGCUCUCUCGACGUCAUGUUGUUCGUGUCUGCGUCUCUUGCAAAAGCUCUCUUUCUCCACUGAAGUGUGGGUGCAAAAUGAGAUUUUAGAGUGAGAGUGAGAGAGACGCAGCGAUUUUUAUUUGAAAAAAAUUUAUAUGUUCUUGGUGAGCAACUCGUGCUUUUCUUUUUUUGUUCACCAAGAACAUGAGAGAGCAAUUGAAAAAUCGAACGUUUUUUUCUGGAAAACUCGCGAGAACUCGAAAAGAUCUCAAAAGAUCACGGUGUGCAUGCCGUAGUGAUAUUUUUUGAUAAAUUAUAGUGAUCAGAUCAAACAACUGUCCGUUUUCUAAAGAUAACUUCAAAGAACCAAACCAAAUGGCUUAGUUUUUCUUGUUUUAAUCCCUUUCCAAAAGCCAAAGUUACUUGCUCUUUCGACGUCAUAAUACACUUUUGAAACCUGAAACACCGUGCCAUGUGAUGUGACGGAUUCAUCGAGUUUGAGUUUCACCAGAUGUUUUGUUUUGUGAAACGAGCAAGCAACAAAAAAAAAGAGUGGGAGAAACAAAAAAGAUGAGCAAAUAAAAAAUAUUACAGGAAUGGAAAUGUGCAUACUGUGUUUGUGUGAUUGCUGUUUAUUGGAUGUCCGAAGUAAUGCCAUUAGCUGUGACUGCAAUGCUUCCAGUUGUUCUAUUUCCACUUGUUGGAGUUCUCGAUGCAAAUACAACAGCAAAAGAAUAUAUGAAUGAUACGAAUUUCUUAUUUAUUGGUGGACUUAUUAUGGCGGCUGCUGUUGAGAAAUGUGAUUUACACGAACGAGUUGCUCUAUCUGUUCUUCGAUUAGUGGGAAGCGAACCAAAAUGGUAAGAGUAAUCUGAGUUAGCCUGGGCUUCAAGACCUUUCGUCAAAAAUUGGAAUGAGAAAUUGAAACAUUUAGGAUCAUGCUUGGUUUCAUGUUGGUGACAGCUUUACUCAGCAGCUUCAUUUCAAACACCGCCACAACUGCAAUGAUGGUUCCGAUUGGUCAAAGUGUUGUCAAUCAGCUGGUCUCAUCUUUUCAACAUCAUCCAACAAAUGGGUGAGUAUCAAAGGGUGGAAAUAUCAGGAGUCUAAACCGGUUCAGUAACGUCCGACUUCUUAAUGUUAGGAAGAACUUAUCUCAAAGGUCCACGGUGCACUACUUGAUGCAUGUUAUCACAAUUUCAAAAUUCCAAAAAUAACUCAACAAAAAUUUGUUCAGUUGAUUUUUAUGUAAAACUUAUUCCAAAAAGAGUAGUUCGCCUCAAACUCCAAGUUUGCCCACAAAAACCUAAAUUCCACUACUUAUUCUCUCGUACAAACGAAAAGUGUUUGCACAAUAAAAAGUUUCAAACUGUAAACGUGACUUUUGUUUCAGUGAACGUGGUCGAGCAGGUUGCAAAAAAAUGGCAACCGGUCUUGUACUAUCAAUUUGUUUUGCUGCAAACAUUGGAGGAACUGGUACAGCAACCGGUACACCAAGUAACUUAGUGAUGCUCGGACAGCUUAGCACGUAAGUUUAUCUAUUUUUAAUCAUCAUAUGAUAUUUGUUCUUUCGUUAAAUUCCUACCUAUAAAUAAAACAAACAGAAAAAGAAAGGUGUGAGAAGAUCUAUUGACAUUACCCCAAAUGAACCCAAAUUUCAAAGUGAACAUUGAUCAGGGAUUGUUGUUUUUUUUGCAGAUUGUUCCCAAAAGAAGAUGGAAGUUUGAAUUAUAUUACGUGGAUUUUCUUCGCUUAUCCUCUCAUGUUGAUUUGUCUUUUUGUCGCGUGGAUUACACUAGUUGCAUUUUUCUUGAGGUAAAAAGAUAGUUAUGACGUGUAAAGGUCAUAGAGUUUUGUGUGUUCUUGUGCUCAAUAAGAUCGCCUUUCUCAACACGACAAAUGUUCGUGGAUGAUUGAGCAAAAAAUGAGAAGAAUUUUCGGAUAAAUAGAAUCUAGUCAAAAUAGAGCAAGAUCUUUUUAUAGAGAUGCGCCAGCAAAAGAUGAACAUGUCACAAAAAUGUUGCAAGAUCGAUUCAAUCAACUUCCAAGAAUGUCAUAUGCUGAGAAAUCAGUUUGCGUUUGCUUCUUUAUUCUUCUAUUCUUGUGGAUAUUUAGAAAUCCAGGAGUUUUCGCAGGAUUCAGUGUUUUCUUCAAAAAAGGAACAUAUACCGAUGCUACUUCAGCAAUGAUUGUCUCAUUUUUAUUAUUCGUUUUACCAUCAGAAAAACCAGACUUGUUUACGUAUAAGAAAGAAGACUUGAAAAAGGUACGAAAUUUCGAGUUCAGAAAAGAAUAUCACAAAACAUUUUCAGCGUGGAUGUUUGAUGGAUUGGAAAGCAAUGCAAGAAACAUUCCCCUGGAGUGUUGUACUUCUUCUUGGAGGAGGUUUCGCAUUAGCGGCCGGAGUUAAAGAAAGUGGACUAUCAGUUUUGAUCGGAACAAGUUUAUCAUCAAUUGAACAUUUGCCUAUUUGGAUUCUUCAAAUUUUGACAAUGUUUAUUGCUAUGGUUAUAACAAACAUUUGUUCGAAUACUGUAACUGCUUCGAUUUUCGUUCCAAUUGUAGCUACUUUAGCACAACAAUCUGGAAAUCAUCCAUUCACUUUAAUGCUUCCAACUACUUUAGCAGCAUCUUUCGCUUUUAUUUUCCCAGUUGGAACUCCACCAAAUGCAAUUGUUUUCGGAAGUGGAAUGGUCAAAGUAUCAGAUAUGGUAAGUUUCCAAGAAUAAGUUUUGAAAAACCAAAACAAAACAAAAAUAACUUCAGGCAAUCGUUGGCCUCGUGGUCUCAAUGGAACUUCUUUUCAUCACAGUUAUUUACAUGAACUCAUUCGGUCAUUUAUUCUUGCCACUUGGAACAAUGCCAGAUUGGGCGAAACCGCUGAAUGUAACCCAUCCAUAA
Messenger RNA from Caenorhabditis angaria, 3846 nucleotides. The record is from the annotation of a GenBank genome assembly. Lineage: Eukaryota; Metazoa; Nematoda; Chromadorea; Rhabditida; Rhabditidae.